Messenger RNA from Drosophila takahashii, 999 nucleotides. Its product is annotated as lipase 3-like. The record is from RefSeq and is a predicted model, not a curated record. Gene Ontology annotation, biological process: lipid metabolic process. NCBI's taxonomy places the organism in Eukaryota, Metazoa, Arthropoda, Insecta, Diptera, Drosophilidae.
AUGUACAUUAUGUACAACCGAUGUUACUUGACCAGAGGAUACUGGCGGUGCCGUUAUAACGGAGGAUACCGACGGUAUCGCGUUGGCGGAUUGUGGAAGGUUGAAUUGUACGGCACCAGGAUCAGGCUCAGGAUGAGAGCCAGGGGCCAGGCUUCACUAAUUUUGAACCACAACUAUCCUGUAAAAGAGCACACGGUGCAUACCCCCGAUGACUACAUCCUUACUAUUUACCGAAUUCCAACGACCCCAAAGAGAAAUCAUCAAAACCAGACGGCCGAAAAACCAGUGGUCUUUUUGCAGCAUGGCAUCCUGUGUGCUUCAGAUGACUGGAUUAUCAACGGUCCAGAGACAUCGCUGGCCUACAUGUUUACAGACGCCGGCUACGACGUGUGGCUCGGAAACGCACGCGGCAACACAUACUCUCGCCAGCACAAGCAUAUCCAUCCGGAUACGUCUGACUUUUGGCGUUUCAGCUGGCACGAGAUAGGGGUCUAUGACCUCGCGGCCAUGUUAGACUAUGCGCUGGCGGAAAGCCAAUCAAACUCUCUGCACUUCGUGGCUCACUCCCAGGGUACCACCACAUUCUUCGUACUGAUGUCCUCUUUGCCUUGGUACAACGAGAAGAUGCGUUCCGUGCACCUACUGGCGCCAAUGGUUCAUCCAGGCAGUUACACGGACUACGAGGCCAUGAAAGCUAAGAAAGCUAAGACAAAUAUGGAACUUUCAUUCUAUGUGCCGUUGACUCUCACGAUAUCCGGUGCCGGCCCAACGGCCGAUCGUCAGCAGAACUGGGCCAACAACGACGAAGUAGUGCAGCGAUGGAAAUUGCAACGCUUGCAAUCGCCGACGACAAGCUACAGCGCAGCGCAGCCGCUGCAGUCAACCCGCUGGAGACAACAACACUUUCCGGGACAGGUGACCACAAAGCUACAAGACGACGCCGGCAGCGACGUCAACCGAGAGCGCAGCGAAGCUAGCCGGCACCGAGGAAAAACUUAG